GAUCUCAAUCCCUUUCCAUCUCUCCGCGUUAGCCUUGAUUCAAAGCUCACUACUUUGGACUCAGAAGUGAUUCAUAUGCUCUGUAGCUGAAGAUGCAUCCUGACCAACGCAAAAAGUCAUCGGUCGAAUCAGACUUCUUCACUGAAUACGGAGAAGGCACCAGAUACAGAAUCGAGGAAGUGAUCGGCAAAGGCAGCUACGGCCUCGUCUGCUCGGCUUACGACACCCACACGGGAGAGAAAGUCGCCAUCAAGAAGAUCAACGACAUCUUCGAGCACGUCUCCGACGCCACGCGCAUCCUCCGCGAGAUCAAACUCCUCAGGUUCCUGCAGCAUCCGGACAUCGUCGAGAUCAAACACAUCUUGCUCCCACCUUCGAGGAGAGAGUUCAAAGACAUUUACGUUGUUUUCGAGCUCAUGGAGUCUGAUCUUCACCAGGUUAUCAAGGCGAAUGAUGACUUGACUCCUGAGCAUUACCAGUUUUUUCUUUAUCAGCUUCUCCGUGGACUCAAGUAUAUACACACAGCUAAUGUCUUUCAUAGGGACCUGAAACCGAAAAACAUAUUGGCUAAUGCUGAUUGUAAACUCAAGAUCUGUGAUUUUGGGCUUGCGAGAGUGGCAUUCAAUGAUACACCAACUGCUAUAUUCUGGACUGACUAUGUAGCUACUAGAUGGUACCGUGCUCCGGAACUGUGUGGAUCAUUUUUCUCUAAGUAUACACCGGCGAUAGAUAUAUGGAGCAUAGGGUGUAUCUUUGCAGAGCUCUUAACAGGGAAGCCUCUUUUCCCCGGGAAAAAUGUGGUUCAUCAAUUGGAUCUGAUGACUGAUAUGUUGGGAACUCCAUCUGCGGAAGCUAUUGGAAGGGUGAGGAACGAGAAAGCUCGGAGAUACUUAAGCAGCAUGAGGAAGAAGAAGCCUAUUUCUUUUUCACAUAAGUUCCCACAUGCUGAUCCUCUCGCUCUUCGUCUUCUAGAGAAGAUGUUGUCUUUUGAACCCAAGGACAGGCCUACAUCUGAAGAGGCACUUGCGGAUCCAUACUUCAAGAAUUUAGCUAAGGUUGAAAGAGAGCCCUCUUGUCAACCCGUCACAAAGUUGGAAUUCGAGUUUGAGAGGCGGAGGAUCACAAAAGAGGACGUGCGAGAGCUCAUUUAUAGAGAGUCUCUUGAGUAUCACCCAAAGAUGCUGAAAGAAUACCUGGAUGGAUCAGAGCCAACGAACUUUAUGUAUCCUAGUGCGGUGGAGCAUUUCAAGAAACAGUUUGCAUACCUUGAGGAACACUACAAGAAUGGUACUUCUCACAACCCUCCAGAGAGACAGCAGCACGCAUCGUUACCUAGGGCUUGCGUUUUGUACUCUGAUAACAAUCAUGCAGCGGCUGCACAACAGAGUUCAGUGGAAGUCACUGAUGGACUCUCCAAGUGUAGCAUCAGAGAUACAGAGCGACCGCGUGGUUCAGACAGGAGAGUUCCUGUUAACGUCCCUCAAACAAUCCAAGGUGCUGCAGUAGCUAGGCCUGGAAAAGUAGUUGGAUCAGUGUUACGCUAUAACAACUGCGGAGCAGCUACAGGAGUCGAAGCUCUUGAACAACAACAGCGUAGGAUGGUCAGAAAUCCAGCUGGUGCGGCUCAGUAUCCGAAGAGAACUCCUCAACCUUGCAAAAGCAACAGAGGAGAUGAAGACUCCGAAGGUUCAAGCAGGUUAAAACAAAACCCUCAGUAUAUACCGCAGAAAGUGGGUGGACGGCAAGAUACUGCAACGAGUCGCUGGUACUAAGAUGAUGUUUUGGGGCUAGCAGAAGCUUUACUACAUAACGUCUUAGGGAGAGA
Brassica oleracea var. oleracea is the source of this 1825-nucleotide messenger RNA. Its product is annotated as mitogen-activated protein kinase 16-like. Gene Ontology annotation, cellular component: cytoplasm; nucleus. Gene Ontology annotation, biological process: intracellular signal transduction; protein phosphorylation. Gene Ontology annotation, molecular function: ATP binding; MAP kinase activity. NCBI's taxonomy places the organism in Eukaryota, Viridiplantae, Streptophyta, Magnoliopsida, Brassicales, Brassicaceae. The record is from RefSeq and is a predicted model, not a curated record.